Penicillium verhagenii is the source of this 771-nucleotide messenger RNA. RefSeq names its product putative nucleoside-diphosphate-sugar epimerases. Lineage: Eukaryota; Fungi; Ascomycota; Eurotiomycetes; Eurotiales; Aspergillaceae. The coding region runs from base 1 to 771 and encodes 256 amino acids. The transcript is spliced from 2 exons. The record is from RefSeq and is a predicted model, not a curated record.
AUGCAUAUCAUUCUUACUGGGGCAACAGGUCUCGUCGGAUCUGGUGUUCUCCAUGCCAUGAUUCAGAAUUCGGCCAUCAGCAAGAUCUCAGUCCUGAGUCGCCGACCCGUUCCCAUGCUCCAAGAGAUCAAAGACGACAGAAUCAACGUGGUUCUUGCUGAGGACUUUACCAAGUUCGAUAACAAAGUUCUCGACCAAUUGAAUGGAGCAACCGGAUGUGUCUGGGCUAUGGGAGUUAGCCAGAACGAUGUGAACAAAGAGGACUACACUCGCAUCACGAAAACCAUGACCCUUUACGCAGCCCAGGCGUUCAAGUCCCUUGCCUCUCCGUCCGAGACAUUCAAGUUUGUUUACGUCUCAGGGGAAGGUGCGACCCACGAGCCGGGCUUCACUACGCCGAUCUUUGGCCGAGUCAAGGGUGAAACCGAAAUCGCCCUGGCCAAGAUUGAAGAGGAAUCACCUCGUUUCCAGGCUAUUUCUGUCCGCCCAGCAAUGGUUGACUCCGGUGCGCAUGAUGAAAUCAAACCCUGGGUUCCACAAUUAGGUGCUUUCAAGCGUGUUACGUACGCUGGGCUAUCACCAGUUAUCCGGUGUUUUUGGCCAGGAAUGCACAGUCCCACGAAGCCACUGGGAGCUUUCUUGACGGGAGUGGCUACCGGCGAGUUUGAUGGGAAAUUGACUGGUUCAGGGGUAGAUAUGGUUGGAAACUCCCCGAUCAUAAACAACAUCGCUUUCCGUCGUUUGAUGGCCUUGGAUACUUCGAAGAAAUAG